CAUCUUUUCACCAACUGAUUUGCUUUAAAUCUCCAAAGUAAAGCUGCACCAGUUGGAGGAUCUUUCCACGUGAAAUAUAUAGAGGAUGUCAAACUUGGGGCAACUUGACACUGACUUUUACCAAUCUAAUUAUACUAUUGAUGAUCAGGUGCAGAGCUAUAAUGAUGCCAUUGCCUAUGGAAAUCUUUAUGGAUCUGGGGAACAACAAGCCGAGGGGCAGCCCCACCCCACCUCUCUUGUUCCUCCGGAGAUGCUCACGGCACCCAGUUACCCAGGACAACUCUUUCAGCCAGCGCCCACCUCGGAUCACUAUUUGCAAUCACCUUACAGCGACGGUUUUGAUGAAGAGCCUCCUUUGCUAGAAGAACUUGGAAUCAAUUUUGAUCACAUAUGGCAGAAAACGUUGACAGUGUUAAACCCAAUGAAGCCAGCAGAUGGCAGCAUUAUGAACGAGACGGAUCUCACGGGGCCCGUCCUUUUCUGCCUAGCCCUGGGAGCCACCCUGUUUCUGGCAGGAAAAGUCCAGUUUGGUUACGUGUAUGGCAUGAGUGCCAUUGGCUGCCUUGGGAUUCAUGCCUUACUGAACUUGAUGAGUUCUGCAGGGGUGUCCUAUGGCUGUGUGGCCAGUGUGCUGGGUUACUGCCUGCUCCCCAUGGUCAUCCUGUCCAGCUGUGCCAUCUUCUGUUCACUGCAGGGUGCCACGGGGACCCUGACAGCCCUGGUUGUCAUCGGUUGGUGCAGUCUCUCGGCUUCCAAGAUCUUCAUUUCGGCCUUGGAUAUGGAAGGACAACAGCUUCUCGUUGCCUACCCUUGUGCCUUACUUUAUGGACUUUUUGCCCUUCUAACAGUUUUCUGAAGAGUGUUGGAGACGGCUUUACAAGAUCCUAUUUGUUUGCUGUUUGGAUUAUGCUGAAGUGUAUUAGCACUCAGACGUGGUGACAUGAUUUCUCGUUAUUACUGUUGAGAGAAUAAUAAGCAGAGAGACAAAACAACACUUAAGAAUGGUGCUGUAAUGCUCUAUUUGCUUUGAAUCAUUGCUUUUCAGCUUGUCACAUUACAACAUUUUAAAAUGUUUUCAAAUAAAAAGGGAUAUACUUGCUACACUGA
Messenger RNA from Chinchilla lanigera (long-tailed chinchilla), 1107 nucleotides. RefSeq names its product Yip1 domain family, member 7 (gene Yipf7). The transcript has 6 exons. The coding region runs from base 86 to 856 and encodes 256 amino acids. NCBI's taxonomy places the organism in Eukaryota, Metazoa, Chordata, Mammalia, Rodentia, Chinchillidae. Gene Ontology annotation, cellular component: trans-Golgi network; membrane. Gene Ontology annotation, biological process: vesicle fusion with Golgi apparatus; endoplasmic reticulum to Golgi vesicle-mediated transport. The record is from RefSeq and is a predicted model, not a curated record.